AUGGCAAAAAAGGUCGAUAAGGACUGUUCGGUUUUUGUUAGUACUGGAUAUUGUAGUUUCGGAGACUUUUGCAAAUUUCGCCACCCCACUUUAAAAACCACUGAUAAGGUUGAGAAGGUUCAAAAGGAAGGAAACAAUGGAAGCUCUUCUGGAAAAGAAUCUGACAAAUCGAGUCCCAUCAUCCCAUGCAAGUUUUUCCAGGUUGGAGCUUGCAACCGAGGAAUAUAUUGCAAAUUUAUGCACUCCACUCCACAAGUUCCACCGGAACAAAGGCUAUUUAACACUCUUGGACUCCCUUACAGAUUGGGACAACAAGAUUGUGCUUUCUAUAUGCGUAACGGGUCUUGUGGUUACGGAGUAGAUUGCAAAUACCAUCACCCCGACCCGAUUUACGACCCUUAUGAACAACACGGAAAUGGCUAUGGUUUUGACUAUCAACAUCAAUCUUUUGGAAAUAUGAAUGGCGAAUAUUAUCCAAAUGCUCCAUUAAUGACAGAUAGCACUGUUCAACCAACCAUUAAUGGAUGGAAUGGAAAUCAGCCUGCGAAUCCUGGGUUUUAUUACCAUCCUGCGAAAGAGUCAACGCUUGUUCUAAAUGAAGAGGGUCUGCCUCAAAGGCCUGGGAGAAGCGUAUGCUGGCAUUAUGAAAAGUCGGGUGUUUGUAUCUUUGGAAGCGCAUGUGCAUUUGAUCAUCCACCAAUUUUCGCUCCAGCUUUUUAUGACGAAGGAUCCACAUCUCAGUCUGCUCCUCAUGAUGAUAACAACCCGGAAACCCAAGAGUAG
Messenger RNA from Lactuca saligna, 783 nucleotides. NCBI's taxonomy places the organism in Eukaryota, Viridiplantae, Streptophyta, Magnoliopsida, Asterales, Asteraceae. The record is from the annotation of a GenBank genome assembly.